AUGGUAGUUCUAUAGAGUUCUAGCUCGAUGAAGUCAGUUCUUUACGCAAUUGCAAUAACCUGAUUGUGUAACGUAGAAUACAUAGUUGUUAGAAGAAGUUAAAUUGAGGUCCACAGCAUUACUCCUAAUAGUAGAGAAUACAUCAUCAAGUUUUAUAUCACCCGUAUCGUCUCGAUAAGGGAACAGCUGGGUGAGAGUGGAAUAGAGUGAAUUUCUUGUAUAGCUAACAAAAUUGCGAUUCAAUGUGAAUUCAUAAGCGUUAUCAGUAAGCAUGAUUUGUAGCUCUUCCAUGUUGUAAAGGCCCGUAAGCUCCAGUAUUGCUGUGAUUGAUGAAUUGAAAGCUGUAUCAUCUUUACCAACAGAAUCCAAAAUGAAGGCCAGAUGAAGUGGUUGAACUUCUGAGCCUUCAUUCCUAAGAGAAGAGCGUUGUAAGGUGACUCAGGAGGAGCUGAGGAGUCGACGUUCUCAACAGGCUGUUGUUUAAGAAAGAUUGAGAAAAGUUGUGAGUCCGUCGUCGACAGCAUGACUGUUGGGUCCAGUCCUCCUCCAUAAUAAACCAGAACGAUUUGAGUGCCAGCAAUUGAUCUCAUAAUUGCAGAUGUGAUGUCCAAAGUUAAUGGAGUCGUUGAUCGUUCAACGACUAGUAUAAGCGAUGCCACUUCGUUUGCAAAAUACGGUAGUUCGGGUGAUGAGGUACAGCUAAGCAAACUUGUUUGACAAAACUCUCCAGCAUAUUGGCCUGGAAUACAAGCACAGGUAUUGUCUGGCAUCGUAGUUCCUCCAUUCUGGCAGACACGCGUCAGGCAAUCGGCCCCUGCCCAUCCCAUAUCGCAAAUGCAGUUUUGAUCCAUAUUCAGCUUGCCAUGAACACAAGCUUGGCCUCCUCUGUCAAGGCAUGUGAGUAUUUGUGUUCGUGUGAUAUUCGUGGGGCCGACGGUAGAAUCUACCUAAACAUAUCAUUUUUCUCGGCACGGUUUAGGACUACCAGGUCUCUCAACCACUCAAAAAAGGCGUCAACGAUGAACUGA
This is a messenger RNA of Haemonchus placei, 1028 nucleotides long. The record is from the annotation of a GenBank genome assembly. Lineage: Eukaryota; Metazoa; Nematoda; Chromadorea; Rhabditida; Trichostrongylidae.